Molecule: messenger RNA, 411 nt
Organism: Penicillium canariense
Lineage: Eukaryota; Fungi; Ascomycota; Eurotiomycetes; Eurotiales; Aspergillaceae
Exons: 1
Coding region: 1-411 (136 amino acids)
Source: RefSeq, a predicted model, not a curated record
AUGAAAGAAGCAAGAACGGCAACACUUUCGUCCGAAAAACUCGAGGCCCGCAGCUAUGCCAUUAUCAGUCUUGGCAUUAUGUGCCUCGUUGCUCUUCUUACUCACAUCCUCCUAAGUCCGCCCCUGAAUCCACCAUCGUCUCCGGGGGAGGAAAUGAACGCGAUGGUAUUGCGUGGUCUUGGUUCUUCCGUUUUAUUCUUCGUCUGGGCCGUGGGACUAGCUGCGUGGGGCAAAAACCUCGCUGAAUUUUCAAUUCAUAAGAGAAACCAAUCCUUCAUCUUUGGCCUUGUCGCAGGAAAUGUCUCCUUGGCCUACCUGAUUUUGACAAAGCCGCAUGCGCCAGCGCAAGAGUACAUCACCUACACCUUGUGGCCCGCCCAUGUGGCAUUGGCCAUUGGAGUAUUGUUCUGA